UGGGCUUCUGACAGGGUUUCCUCAGCACAGGAGCUCAUUGCCCUUUGCCAUGGACACCCAUUGACCCAAGUUGGCAGGGAAAUGGAGCAGGAAAGUGGCCCGUGUCAUUGGAUAGUCCCCUUAAAUCUGCUUGAAAUUUCCAAAUAAUGCUAAUCGAAUUAUUAUAGCCGUGUUACUCGAUCUGAGUCGGCUCGUAUGGGCCAAAUAACACGGCUAUAAUAAUGCUAAUCCCAUUAUUAUAGCCAUGUUACCCGAUCUCAGUCGGCUCCAUAAGGGCCAAUGCUAAGAAAAAAAGUUGUACCCAAUUGCAUCGUAAUAAUAUAUAAAAAUAUCUACACGUUUUUCCAGCUCUGUUGACUAACAUGACACACAGAUAUCAAAACAUCGUCAUUUUGUUUGAGAAAGUCUGCGUAACAAAAAGUAUUCACGUAUAUAAUCACAGGGCUGCUUUGCCAUUUCUCAUCCCCCAAAUAUUUUUAUCUGACUUUAGUGAGUGAAUUGUGCUUUUUAUUCAAAUUUCGCCCAUUAGUGUUUAUAAGUAAAAAAAGUGUAACGUUACAUUUUUCACUACUACAGACUACAUAUUAUUACAAAAAAAGACCGCAAAAACUGCGUACAGCUCUACUUUUCCAGGCCUUCACCGAAUCACCUUCGUAUUGAGGUCUACGGCAUGCGGAUGUCCAGAAUACGCCUGCUUUUGAACAAUGCAAGCUUCAGCGGAUUCAUCUCCGACUAUGUCAUCGACUAUCUGCGACCGUACGUGGAAGCAAAAGUUGCUCAGCUCCUUGCUCGGGAACUACGAAACUUUGCUGUUGAGGCCUUCAAAGCCAUCAGGGUCUACACUGCAAGCAACGAGGAUGAAGACAUCUUUGCCGAGGAAUCGGUGCUGAGUCGCACCUGGACCAAGGCUCUCGGCAGUGCCGCCAGUUACCUCGCCUUGAUACGUGGCCAGCACCCUGGCCGUUCACGUGGUGGCGGCAGCGAUGACGGCGUUGCUCCAAGGAGGCCGCUGCCAGAGAGGCAAAGGGAGCCUCGCAGCGCAGAAAUGGAGCGCGAACGUGGAGUUUUCGACGGCUGUCUCCGCACCUUAGCCCUUUCGAGAGGAUUCGACCCGGUGUCGCUCCCGCAAGAUGUCCGAGAGCUCGAUUUUUCUUUUGGACGCGUCGCCGUAUACGAAGGCAACCUGACGGGCUUAUCAAGCGUCUACAGGAGCGGUGACUGCGCGCUUGUUGUCGGCGAAUGCGGCCUGGCAGUUCGUCUGGAUUUGGGAUUUGAAGAUCUCUUGGUCAGUGUGGUGGCUGUGGUCGGCGAACGUUCCCGCACCAGAACUGCAAAGUUAGACGUACACAUUCCUGCCGUGGAGUUGUCCCUAGACAUUGCAGAGAUAAAUAACCAGCUUCAGAUUAUUACCUAUGGCAUGGAAUUCAUGGGACCGGUCAAAGUCACGGCACCACCCACAGGACGAGAUGGCUCGGUAAACGUUGUGAGCGUUUCACCUGAAGUCGUGCUUAACGACGAGGACCUGGAGGAGCUGAAAUCAUCUCUUCACGAAAGCCUGCAGAGAUUUUUACCAACUGUAGAAAGAUUGAUUUCAGAUCCACCGCUUCUCGAACCAUAAAGUGCACAUAAUGAACGUGGCAAUUUGAAUAGACGUGUAGAUAUUGCAGAUUAAAACUUCUUAUUCGACA
Dermacentor andersoni is the source of this 1688-nucleotide messenger RNA. The record is from RefSeq and is a predicted model, not a curated record. Lineage: Eukaryota; Metazoa; Arthropoda; Arachnida; Ixodida; Ixodidae.